This is a messenger RNA of Aspergillus versicolor CBS 583.65, 3588 nucleotides long. RefSeq lists its product as uncharacterized. Gene Ontology annotation, cellular component: endoplasmic reticulum membrane; peroxisomal membrane. Lineage: Eukaryota; Fungi; Ascomycota; Eurotiomycetes; Eurotiales; Aspergillaceae. The transcript has 2 exons. Gene Ontology annotation, biological process: coenzyme A metabolic process; ergosterol biosynthetic process; isoprenoid biosynthetic process. The record is from RefSeq and is a predicted model, not a curated record. Bases 179 to 3253 code for a protein of 1024 amino acids. Gene Ontology annotation, molecular function: protein binding; hydroxymethylglutaryl-CoA reductase (NADPH) activity.
GGCUAGUCUGCACAGCCACCCUCCAGCCCGCGAUGAUCUCCGGUUCUCCAAUGCGACAAGGGGGAAAUCAUGGAUGCCUAGCCACCGUGACAGAUUCUGCGUGAGCUUGUUUGGUUUCUGGGGUAUAGAUACCUGGAGUCCCCGUGCGGCGUGUAAUUGCCUCUCAUCCACCUCAGCAAUGGCAACCGAUACAAUAUCCCCAGGGCACAAGGACGAGGCCAAUUCCAAAUCCUGGCUCCGUGAACAGAUUGUCUCUCUUCCCCAGCGACUGUCCCGCAUUGCCUCCGCACGCCCGGUCCACACAAUCGGUCUCAUCUCCCUCCUCGUGAGCUCCGCAUACGUUGCCUUGCUUGAGAACUCCCUCGACGUUUCGAAACAAGGCUACCAGCUGGAAAUCCCACGGCAAUUCUAUGCUGGUCCCGAGACCGCGUGGCAAUGGUCCAGCAGGAGCAGGGACGCGGGCGAGGGAGUGGACCACCGUGCCCUAGUUACGCUUGAAUUUGGACAUGUUUUAUCUAGUGAUACUCCUACCAUCUCCCUGCCCGAUCAUCUCUCCGUCGACCGGUUACCGUCAAGGCCAGAUCCGUUGGCCUCCACCCACAAACAAUCGCUGGCGUUUUCCGUUGCUCAGCGCGACGUACACGAGUUCCUCGACCUUUUACAUAAAUCCCCAGCAGCAAGCUCCGAGGAACAAUUCGAGGGAUAUAAAUGGGCUAUACAAACACAGGAGGGAGGCCCCCGACGGGGAAUUGUACAAUUCGCACGCGACAAAUGGACGGAGUUGGUAUAUCUCUUCAACCACGCCGCUCCUCUGGAUAUCGCGAUCAUGGCUGCGGCCUAUAUCGCGAUGCAUUUGACAUUCGCAUCGCUCUUCCUCAGCAUGUACCGCAUGGGCUCCCGAUUCUGGCUCUUCGCCGGUGUCCUGAUCUCGUCGACGUUUGCUUUCCUAUUCGCUCUGUUUACUACGACCAGGCUUGGUGUGCAUAUCAAUCUUGCGCUGUUAUCAGAGGGUCUCCCUUUCCUUGUUGUCGUUAUUGGCUUUGAGAAUCCUGUCAGAUUUACCCAGGCAGUCCUAAGACAUGCUACUACUGGGAAAGAGACGGGCCCGUCCAGUAUCAUCCAAACCGCCAUCGACAAGUCCAUCAAACAAGAGGGACCGAGUAUUGUCAAGCACUAUGCGCUCGAGGUUGCCGUCCUCCUAGCCGGUUCUAUAUUCAGCGUCGACCCUGCACUCCGCCAGUUCUGCUUCCUCGCAGCCUGGAUUCUCUUCUUCGACUGCAUCAACCUCUUCUCGUUCUACACUGCUAUCCUCUGCAUGAAGCUCGAGAUCAUCCGAAUCCAGACCAGCGGCAAAGAGCACCGUCCCAAGGCCCGCGAGGACAGCUGCAUGACGGUGUUCGGGCAGCAGCUAUCCCGGACUCAUAUCAGCAAGUUCAAACUGGGGAUGGUGGCUGCCUUUGUUCUGGUGAAUAUCCUGAACAUGACCAUGAUUCCAUUUCGCAUAACGACCGGUUCUCCAAGUCUGUCCAGGUCUGACUCCAGACCAUUUUCGGGUCUUCAUACCAAUCUCAAGGCGAUAUUGGACAAAGCCACUCUCACUGAGCAAGCAACGCUUGUAUCUGUCCUUCCGCCAGUUCAAUUCGAAUUGAUGGAGGACAAAGAGUUUCAGACAUACGGUGUUGAUAGCCUGCUGAAAAGCCUCGAAGAACCCGUGCUGGUGAAGUGCGUUCUUGUUGCGCUGGUUAUCAGCGUGGCGUUGAAUGGACGGCUUUUUGCUGCUGCGCGAUGCGGAGUGAAGGAUAAGGAUACUGCAGCCAGUGGUAAUAAUGAGAAGAAAGCUGCUUCGAAGCUGGAAAGUCCACAGAAACGGUUUAAACCAGAAUCAUCUACUGACUAUACUCAUCCGAGCAAGUCCGUACCGAAGACUCAAUCCGCAGUUAUACAGCCAGCCCGCACUGAAGCUGACUGUCAAAUGAUACUCAAAAACGGCCGUUCUCAAGACCUCACAGACGAGGAAGUUAUCGGUCUCUCACUAGGCGGAAAGCUUCCUCUACACGCCCUCGAGAAGACCUUGAAAGAUUUCACCCGCGCCGUCAAGAUCCGCCGAAACAUCGUCUCCCGAACCCAAGCCACAAUCGAUCUCACACAAUCGCUCGAAGUCUCAGAGCUGCCAUAUGAACAAUACGACUGGUCUCGUGUUUUUGGAGUUUGCUGUGAAAACGUCGUCGGAUACAUGCCUGUCCCUGUUGGACUUGCCGGUCCACUUACCAUCGACAACAAGAGCUAUUUCCUUCCUAUGGCCACAACAGAAGGGGUUCUCGUUGCAGGAGUCAUGCGAGGCAGUAAAGCAAUCAACGCGGGAGGAGGCGUCAAGACCGUUUUAACAGCAGAUGGAAUGACGCGUGGUCCCUGCGUUGCAUUCGAGAGUCUAGAUCGAACAGCACAUGCGAAGAAAUGGCUUGACUCGGAGACCGGCCAGGAUAGUAUGAAGAAGGCAUUCAACUCAACCACUCGAUACGGACGUCUAGAGUCAAUGAAAACAGCCAUGGCUGGAACGAACCUGUAUAUCCGCUUCAAGGCCAGCACGGGCGACGCAAUGGGGAUGAACAUGAUCUCAAAGGGCGUCGAGCACGCACUGAACACGAUGCGCGAGAAUGGAUUCGAGGACAUGGAUAUCAUAUCUCUCAGCGCGAACUACUGCAGCGACAAGAAGCCCGCUGCGAUUAACUGGAUUGACGGCCGUGGAAAGAGCGUUGUCGCACAGGCAACGAUUCCAGCGGAGAUUGUGAAGAGUGUCCUCAAGACAGACGUGGAAUCUCUGGUCGCGCUUAAUACAGACAAGAACUUAAUCGGAUCAGCCAUGGCUGGGUCGAUUGGAGGGUUUAACUCCCAUGCAGCUAACAUUGUUGCUGCCAUGUACAUCGCGACAGGCCAGGAUCCGGCGCAGGUAGUCGAGAGCGCCAACUGUAUCACCAUUAUGAAGAACGUCCGCGGCUCCCUGCAAAUAUCUGUUUCGAUGCCGUCCAUUGAAGUCGGCACGAUAGGCGGCGGGACUACAUUAGGGCCUCAACGCGCGAUGCUCGACAUUCUUGGUGUUCGUGGUGCCAACUCCGAUAAUCCAGGAGAGAACGCUCGUCAGCUGGCUCGAGUCAUCGCCGCAGGGACAUUGGCAGCUGAAUUAUCACUCUGCGCUGCGCUGGCUGCAGGGCAUCUGGUCAGGGCGCACAUGCAGCACAAUCGUGCUAGUCAGUGAUACACCACAAUCAGCAUUAAAGAACCCGGUCACACCAGAUGUAGUCUAGACCUUAAAAAGAACAUAGAUGCAGUACCAAAGAACUGACACUUUGACAAGCAUAGGAACCACUCGACGUAGAUAGACCACCAAGCUGUGACAACGGGCUGAACCAGACUUCAUGAACCACCGACUAGUGAUGAUCACCAGGACGGCGUUCGCUGGCCUCGAGUGACAUUUCCGAGGGCAAACCGUGGUUCAUGACGAGCUAGCUAGUUGCGGCAUGAAGACAUGGCCCAGUUCUUUGUAUGUCGGAGUUUAAUUGUAGAGUUCAAACAAAGAAAAAACAUCCCAGC